AUUGCGUAAUUAAAUGUUUGCAUAGGCAAGUUAUUUACAAAAUUGGAAAUCAGACAAAAAUUUUACUAAUCCAAUAUUUAUUUUCAAUAUUUUAUUAAUUAAUUUCAAUAUUUUAACUUAUAAGUUUAUUACCUUCUCAACUGGCAAGAAAAUUUUGCUAGUUGCUACUGAGUAAGUAAUUUGAGCAAAUUAAAAAAAAAAAAAAAAUUUGAAAAAAUACACAAAGUUCUCCUUUCAAAGAUGUAUGUAUUUUAAAAAAUCAACUGACUAAACGCCAACAUCAUAACUGCCAGUAGAUCAUAACUGUAUCAAAAACCAAAUGACAAUUACUACUAUUGAAAACUUAUAUGCAGUAACUUUUUUAUGUAAACGCUCAUUAAGACUCAUAUACAGUAAAACACGGUUAAGUGGAUCACGCUUAAUUGCAUCAAAUUUUCGUGGCUUGUACUUUUUUCGAUUUUUUCAUAUAAAAAAAUUCAACAGUGCACAACACGCUUAUCUGCACAUAUAUUUUUUCCCUCAUGUAAUACUUAAUAUGUAAAUUUAUUCGGUUAACUGCACAUCCCUGUUUUUAUUUAGCAUAAAUGUCAAAAAUGAAAAAAUACACUCUCAACUACAAAAUAAGAAAAGCAACACUAUGUAGCUACACAAAAUAUUUUAGUUUCUGUCAUUGUCAAAUUUUGAGUGUUGAUUUCGAUACCAGAAAAAGUAUUUACUGAGAUUGUAGCAUGUGAUGACAAUCUAGAAUGUUACGGUGAUUGGACCGACAUAGAAAUUAUGAAGAACUAAUGAGGAAAACGAUGAAGAACUAAAUUUUGUGGAAAAUUCUGAACCUCCUUUUAAAGUUCUCAAAAAAGAUGCUAUAAUAGCUCUUUCAACACUUACACUUUAUUUAGAACAAAAUAAUUUUGAAGAUGAAUUUAAUAUGCAGAGUAUUGAAAAUCUUGAGAAAGCAUUUUUACAAACUUUAAAAACAAAAACCCAAGCAAAAAUCAUAAAAUAUUUUGUGAAUAAAAAAAGUUUGUAAGUUGUCAAUAUUAUGUAUGUUUUCUAUUAAGGGAAAUUAAUUUACCAUUGCUAUUAUUAUUUUUAUAAUGAAGUUAAAUGUGCAAUUUUUUGAUUUUUUGUUGAUUUUGAAAUAAAAUUUUAAUUUUUAACUUAUAAUUAGAACCAGUUUUUAAUAAAUUCAAUUCUUUGACAUCGGAGGUAAUUUUUUAAGUCGAAUUCGUAUAAGUGGAAAACACGCUUAUAGUGGACAAAAUUUUCUUGCCUGAUCGAUUUCCACUUAACCGUGUUUUACUGUAUAAAAAUUUCGUGUCCGUUAUAUUUGACAUUAAUAUUCUCUUGUGUCCUUUUUUGUUUACAAGGUAGAGUACAAAACAAAUAGAUCCAUCAUUGUGUAUACUUAAAACUGCUGUUGCUUUUAACUAAACGGCAAGUCAAUCUUAUAUGUUCAACUACAGCAUCACGACAUUGAAAAUCUUGAAGUUUAAUCACGGUUGACAGAUGUACUUUUUAUAAUGUCAAGAGUUUAACUAAUAAUUGUAAACAACAGCAAGUGGCAAAGCUGAUUAGUAACUUAUAAUUGAUAAUUGUAUUUUAUAAAUAAUGAUAAUUUUUAUUUGCUUUGUUUUUUUAUUAAUAAAAACUUGAGUGCCAACAACAUAUUUCAGUAUGAUAUCGAAUGUUGAUUAUUUUGAACAAUUUCGACGGCAUGUUCGAGACAAUAAAUUAGCUCGAGCUCGUAAUGAUGAAUCAGUAUCUUUGCUAUUGUCAAAUUUUGGUAAUGAAGCAUAUGAUUGCAGUGAGAAGUUUUUUGAACAAGGUAUAGAAUUCAGAGAUUUAGCAUCCCUUAACAGAGAAGAUCUUCAACUAUUUGGAAUUAAGGAUAAUUGUAUACAAACCGAAAUGUUGGAGAUAUUUUCUCAGUUGACUAAGCAAGACUUUAGCUUGGACGACAUAAAAAAUUCUUCUGAGGCCGCGAGGUAUAAUAGUGAAAUUGUAGACAGUGCUGCUUCUUAUUUAAAUACAAUGAAAUUGGCGCUAACAGCAACAAAUUUAAAAUUAAAAUUAAAACCGUCUGGGGAUAUUGUUGUAGACGAAAGAAAUUUUGCCAGCAAAUUUGUUUUAGAUGCCUUAUGUGAAUUACAACAUAUGACAGAUGAAAUAGAAAAGGAGUUAAAAAAUCUAGAAGAAAUAUGCUGCGAUAGUUUAGAACAUGAAAAAAGAAAACCUGGCAACGCAGCCUUGUACAUCACCUUUGGAACCAUUUUGGCAUUGAGUAUGUCAAUUGCUUUUUGGAAAUUACGUUAAAAAUUCUGUUUAGAUUAGAUUGUAGGUAUACGCGGAAGAGUAAUCAGUUGCUGUAAAUAAAGUGUAAAUUUAAAAAUUCAUUAGAUAUAUUAUGUAGUUUAUUUCAAUAUAAAUGUUCUACUUUUUAUUGUUAUAAUACAUCUUAAAAUUUUGUUGUAAAGGUACUUAUGGGUUUAAACGAACAAAGAAAAGCAAAUUAUGUAGGAUGUCUUAAAUGAAAUUGAAUGUAGUAACGUAUAUUUACAUAUAACUACGUAAAAUGCAGGUUUAAAAAGUGGAUAAGUAGAUAUUUUGCAAUAAAGUUCUAUUCAUAUCUAAUAAAAAUAAGUUAUAUUUCACAAUGUGAUA
Messenger RNA from Condylostylus longicornis, 2661 nucleotides. RefSeq lists its product as uncharacterized. Lineage: Eukaryota; Metazoa; Arthropoda; Insecta; Diptera; Dolichopodidae. The record is from RefSeq and is a predicted model, not a curated record. Gene Ontology annotation, molecular function: protein binding. The transcript is spliced from 3 exons. The coding region runs from base 1675 to 2313 and encodes 212 amino acids.